GAGCACAUUGCAUUGAACAACACAUACCCUCCUAGGGAAAAUGUCCUCUUCAAUUCAUUCCACACUCUCACGGAUCAUCUUGCUUCUCAUAUCACAUUCAUGCCUAACCUCAGUUUCAAGCUCCAUUUAUAGCGAUUUCACCAUGUGCAUCACCCUCAAAAUUGAGAUGCUCGAGCCGUUCCCCCCGAUCUACAACCAGGAGAACCCAUAUUUCGACACGGUGCUUCAGUCGUCGGCGCAGAAUCUCCGUUACCUCGUUCCUUCCGUGCCAAAACCCGAGUUCGUCUUCUUCCCGUUGAUCGAAACGCAGGUCCAGUAUGGCGUUGACUGCUCGAAGAAGCUCGGGAUCCACCUGAGGGUCCGGAGUGGGGGGCACGAUUAUGAGGGCCUGUCCUACGUGUCCGAGAUCGAAACCCCGUUCAUCAUUAUGGAUUUGAGCAAGCUACGCUACGUGAAUGUCAAUUUGACAGAUAACACUGCAUGGGUCAUGGCGGGGACCACGAUAGGGGAAGUUUACUACCGAAUUGCAGAGAAGAGUCCAGUCCACGGCUUCCCGGCAGGUCUAUGCACAAGCCUUGGUGUUGGGGGACACAUCACUGGUGGGGCAUACGGUUCUAUGAUGAGAAAGUAUGGCCUCGGGGUGGAUAAUGUGCUCGAUGCUCUGAUUGUUGAUGCGGAUGGCCGAAUCCAUGAUCGGGCAGGGAUGGGCGAGGAUCUAUUCUGGGCCAUUAGAGGAGGGGGAGGAGCAAGCUUCGGGAUAAUCCUCGAGUGGCAGAUAAAGUUGGUACCAGUCCCCUCAACGGUGACUGUCUUCACGGUAACUAGGACUUUGGAACAAGGUGCGACGAAGCUCUUGCACCGGUGGCAACAGGUCGUGGACAAGCUUGACCGCAACCUAUUCAUUAGGGUGCUGAUCCAAGUGGCAAGCGCCAGUGGAGGCAAAGCUGAGCGAACUGUGAGCACAUCGUACAACGCCCUCUUCCUAGGGACCGCCAACCGACUCCUCAGGGUGAUGCAGAAGAGCUUCCCCGAAUUGGGCCUCACAAGGAACGACUGCAUCGAAAUGAGCUGGAUCCAAUCAGUCCUGUACAUGGCCGGGUACCCUAACGGGACCCUGCCUGAGGUCCUCCUCGAGGGUAAGUCCAGAUUCAAGAACUUCUUCAAGGCUAAGUCAGACUUCGUCCGGGACCCGAUCCCGGAGAGCGCCCUGGAGGGGCUGUGGAAGAAACUGGUGGAGGAGGACAGCCCGCUGGUGAUAUGGACACCAUACGGCGGGAUGAUGAGCAAGAUCUCAGAGUCCUCAGCACCAUUCCCGCACCGCAAGGGCACGAUCUUCAUGAUCCAGUACCUGAGUCUCUGGGAUAACGCCAGUGAGGAUGCCACCAAGCACAUGGAUUGGAUCGGGAGGCUCUACAACUACAUGGCCCCUUAUGUGUCCAAGCUUCCUAGAGAGGCGUAUGUGAACUAUAGGGACCUUGACCUGGGCAUGAACAAGAAUGGGACAAGCUUCAUACAGGCAUGUGCCUGGGGUCUCCAAUACUUCAAGGGCAACUUUGCUAGGUUGGUCCAUGUGAAGACCAAGGUCGACCCGGACAACUUCUUCAGGCAUGAACAGAGCAUCCCACCAUUGCCACUUUCUCUGAGGGGGAAGUGAAUAACAGACUGAUGAAAGAGAAAAUGGGGUUGGCACAUUGUGCCGAUUUGAUUGUCUUUUGUGACAUUCUGAUGGUGGGAUUUUUUAGGUGCCUAAAAAUCCACCUAUCAAAAUGGGUAUUAAUGUGUGUAAAAGGUUAGUGUGUUGGCUUUGUCAUGGAGUGGUGCUCGGACAAAUCAUUUCUUUCCAGAAAUAUGUAAGUGUUGUCUUUUAUAUGUAGAAGCCCGUAUUCUACUGUAAUGGCCAUGGGAUUGGAAUCUUUUUAAGAGGUAAAUCACAAUUCACAUCCUAUUGUAGAGGCCA
Molecule: messenger RNA, 1957 nt
Organism: Syzygium oleosum
Lineage: Eukaryota; Viridiplantae; Streptophyta; Magnoliopsida; Myrtales; Myrtaceae
Product: berberine bridge enzyme-like 13
Exons: 1
Coding region: 41-1654 (537 amino acids)
Molecular function (GO): FAD binding; oxidoreductase activity
Source: RefSeq, a predicted model, not a curated record